AUGGCCGCGUCGAGGAGUGGGCUCGUUUCCGCUUCCGCCUUCAUCAGCCCAGCUGCGCUCCUGAUCGAGAAAGACGGUGUGAUGAUUGCAACUGGCGUGCUCGCGUGUUUUUGUGGUUGUGUCGCGGGUGUGGGACGAGAGUUUGUACUCGGUGCCGAAGACGGAGUGACUUGCGUGGGGAGUGACCACCUGCACUUUUGCAAUUGUGAUGACAACAACAAUGAUGACCAUGAUGAUGAUGAUGAGGGUGGUGCUCGUGGUGAUCACGCUGAAGAUGACGGGGUGGUUGUGGUGGUGACAACAUGA
Messenger RNA from Exophiala dermatitidis NIH/UT8656, 306 nucleotides. RefSeq lists its product as uncharacterized. The coding region runs from base 1 to 306 and encodes 101 amino acids. The transcript has a single exon. Lineage: Eukaryota; Fungi; Ascomycota; Eurotiomycetes; Chaetothyriales; Herpotrichiellaceae. The record is from RefSeq and is a predicted model, not a curated record.